UCGGGCAGCGUAAAUGCAGGCCCGGGGGCCGCGCAGCAGCAAACCCUCGCAGGUGGCUGCCUGCUGUUUCCCGGGAAGAUCAUGAAACGAGGUCGACUUCCCAGCAGCAGUGAGGAUUCUGACGACAAUGGCAGCUUAUCAACCUGGUCCCAGCAUUCUAGACAUCGGAGGAGUUCAUGCUCCAGGCAUGAAGAUCGGAAACCUUCAGAGGUGUUCAGAACAGACCUGAUCACUGCCAUGAAGCUGCCUGACUCUUACCAGCUGAACGCUGAUGAGUACUAUGUGCUGGCAGAUCCCUGGAGACAGGAAUGGGAGAAGGGAGUUCAGGUGCCAGUCAGUCCAGGAACCAUCCCAGAGCCAGUAGCCAGGGUUGUGUCCGAGUCGAAAGCAGUUAUGUUUACAAGACCUCGGAAGUACAUCCUUUCCUCAGGUUCUGAGCCUCCUGAACUUGGUUAUGUUGACAUUCGAACAUUGGCGGAGAGCGUGUGUCGCUAUGACCUUAAUUACAUGGAUGUAGCUUGGUUGGAAUUGGCCAAUGAAGAAUUUAAAGACAUGGGGAUGCCUGAACUGGAUGAAUACACCAUGGAGAGAAUUAUGGAAGAAUUUGAACAGCGAUGCUAUGACAACAUGAAUCAUGCUAUUGAGACCGAGGAAGGACUUGGAAUUGAGUAUGACGAGGAUGUUGUCUGUGACGUUUGUCAGUCUCCGGAUGGUGAAGAUGGCAAUGAGAUGGUGUUCUGUGACAAAUGCAAUAUUUGUGUUCAUCAGGCAUGCUAUGGUAUCCUUAAAGUCCCAGAAGGCAGUUGGUUAUGCCGAACCUGUGCUCUUGGUGUUCAGCCAAAGUGUUUGUUGUGUCCCAAGAAAGGAGGAGCCAUGAAGCCAACUCGAAGUGGGACCAAGUGGGUCCAUGUUAGUUGUGCCCUUUGGAUUCCUGAGGUGAGCAUUGGCAGCCCAGAAAAGAUGGAACCCAUCACAAAGGUCUCCCAUAUUCCCAGCAGCAGAUGGGCUCUGGUAUGCAGUCUUUGCAAUGAGAAAGUUGGGGCAUCCAUACAGUGUUCCGUGAAAAACUGCCGCACAGCUUUCCAUGUCACUUGUGCAUUUGACCGUGGCUUAGAAAUGAAGACCAUUCUGGCUGAUAAUGAUGAAGUCAAAUUCAAGUCAUACUGCCCAAAACAUAGUUCCACCAAGAAGCCAGAGGAGGAAAACCUAAGUGAAUUCAUCAAUCAGGAGAAUGAGAAUGGAGCACAGGACAAUUCUCCUCCUACUCACCUGGAGUCUUUUGACAGCAUGGAUCAAAAUCAGGAGGAAGCCCACAGGGUGAGCGUCCGCAAGCAGAAGCUUCAGCAACUAGAGGAUGAGUUUUAUGCCUUUGUCAAUGCUUCGGAAGUGGCCAAGGCUCUGCAGCUUCCAGAAGAUUCUGUAGAAUUCUUGUACCAGUACUGGAAGCUGAAGAGGAAAUCUAACUUCAACAAACCUUUGAUCACCCCAAAGAAAGAUGAGGAGGACAAUCUGGCCAAACGAGAACAGGAUGUUCUGUUCAGGCGACUACAGCUUUUCACCCAUCUUCGCCAGGAUUUGGAAAGGGUACGCAAUCUAACAUACAUGGUGACCCGACGAGAAAAAAUUAAAAGAUCUGUUUGCAAAGUCCAGGAACAGAUUUUCAAUCUCUAUACAAAUCUUGUAGAACAUGAAAGAGUUUCAGGUAUGCCCUCCUCUUUCUCUACUAUGGAAAAUAUGGUGCUUUUCAACAGUUCACCUUUGGGACCAGAUGCACCUAAGAUAGAAGAUUUGAAGUGGCAUUCUGCUUUCUUUAGGAAGCAAAUGGGCAAGUCUUUUAGUCAUUCAUUGAAAAAGACACAGAAGAGAGAACGAAUGAGGCAUGAUGACAAACCCUUACUCAAGCAGCCCAGUCAAAGGGAAGGCCUUACAACUGCAGCUAGCUUUUUCAGUUUUGAAAAGACCUUUGCAGAAGCACAAAUUGGAUCAGCUCUACAGAAGAAUGGUGUUACAGCAGACCACAGGAAGAGAAGAGACAAUCAUUCCCAUUGUGACGUGAUGAAAGUGGGACUGAAGGAAAAACCUUCCAAACACAUCCACAAACCACUGAGAUCUAACGAACUGUCUCAGAGGCAACUGGAAAAUAAAAAAGCCGUGAACCACCCAAGUGGGAGGUCAGCGCCUGGAACCAGGAGGGAUAUGGUGCCUAAAUGCAAUGGAUCUUUUUUCAAAAUAAACUAUAACCCGACUCCAGUAAAAGUGCCUACGACACCAAGAAGCCCUGUGAAAAACUGGGGAGGAUUCAGAAUUCCAAAGAAAGGGGAGAGGCAACAGCAGGGGGAGGGACAGGAAGAUGCGUGCCGCCAAAACUCUAACUACCAUUACUCUGGCUUGGGUCGAGUUUCUCCGAAGGACAAGGCAAAAAACAACCUAAAAGUGGACAGCGAGAACGACGGGUAUGUCCCAGAUGCUGAGAUGAGUGAUUCAGAAACUGAGGUGGCUGAGAAGAAAUGCCGGCAGCAAAGGCUUGGUUCAAACAGUACUAUUGCUAGGAGGACAGACAUUAUUAGGAGAAGCAUCCUUGCCUCCUGACUGGAGAGUGAAACACAGUAGCAGCACUGGAGUCAGUGACGUUCCCAGCCUGGAAAAUCCACUCUGCAUUAUUUAUUGGUGUGACAAAGAGGGAGGGUCUUUCAGAUAUGGCUACAAGAUCAAACUGCAAACCAGCCCCCCACCUUUCCCCCAGGCAGCAGAAACAUGUUUACGUGUACUUGACAUAGAGUUUGCCCUUUGUCUGUCCCCAUUUCGGAGAGGUUUGAACUUCCUUUAUUUGCAGAAAUAAUCAGAAAAAUGGCCUGGCUACUCUAUUAGAUCACUAGGCUGAACACUUUAAAAACAAAAUGAAACACUUAAGAGCAAGGAGGGUAGAUUUGGGGGGCGGGGCGGGGUGGGCUCAUAGUUGAAAUGGAUAGCACUGAGGUUUUUCCUCCCUGUCCCUGAAAAGCACAAGCUGUUAGUUAAUCAAGUGUAUGAUGGAUUAAAUAAGGUGGUUAUUACCAUCCUGCACUGCUGAGUCCAUUCUAAAUUGUCACUUUUGUCAAGCUGUGUUAGGACUAAGUCCUAGUAGGCUUUAGUUUUUGUUGUCAUUGCUUUAGAAUUCAAGGGAUUUGGGCAGCUGAAAAUCUUUGUAACUGCAAAAGGUUUUUCAUAUAAAGCCCAUCAAACAGGUAAGAGUUUACCAUGACUACUAGAGAAAACUAAAGGGAUGAAUCAAAGCUGCCCCAUGGAAAAGAACAGCAACAUGUAGUGCUACUCAGAAAGGACCCAGACUGAGAGUGGAUGAAAACAACUGAGCUCCCCUUACUGGAGAGCAAAAGUGUCUUAAAAUGCUUUUAUUAUUCUGAGAAGGAAGAAUUUUAGCCUGCUGUCCUAUACUGCCCAUCUAGGCACCUUCCCUGCUAGAAUAUCACAACAAUUCAAGUGGGAAAGGAAGAGGGCAAGUCUGUAUUGCAAAUAUAAAUAGGUUUUGCUGUUGUGGGUUCCAUUCCCUUCUCCACUCAAGAACCAUGGGAAUUGUAGUUCAGUAAUGGGUGACAAGGUUUUUCAACAAAGAAUUUGUUCUCAUCAUCUCCCCCAGACUACAGUUCCCAUGUUUCCUUGGGAAAAGCCAUGACAGGUUAACGGGUUGAAAUUUGUCAUGAAGAUACGCCCACAUUUCUAAAGGCGCUAGUCAGUAGCCUUUCCCAAUGUGCACUAAUGGUAUGUGUUGGAUAUGAAAGUUUCUGACACAUAAGGGUUACUUUAAAUAAAAAAGAAGGAUGUAAUAAAUAUAUAUGUAUAUUUUUUGAAAAAAAAUGGAAAGGCAAUAAGAUGUGGUAGCGCUUUACAUUUAAGCCAAUUUAACAACAUGAUUUCAUGAAUACAAUUUAGAUUUGAACAAGAAGGCGCUUGUGUUUUGAUUACAUAAUUUCAAAAACAUUGCAAUAACUAGAGAGAAUAAGCCAUCAGCAAUAAGAUGAACAGAUCCUUAAGAUUCCAUUUGCUGCACCCAAGGGAGUGCAUCUGUAAUACACAGCGUAACAGGUAGAUUUAAGCUGCUGUAACCUUUAGGAUACAACUUGGCUAUAAAAUCAGACAUAAUUCAGUCAUAUGAAAGUUUUAAGCAACAGCCUAUUGAAAAGAUAAGAAUAUCCCUCCUCCCAGCCCAUUAUAACAUCAUUAUUCAGCUGCUUACACUAUUUUCUUUCUAGCCCAUUCCGUAAUGGUAAGUAUGUCUGUGAUGCUAUUAAAAAUAUUGAAACCUUGCAAUUGAAUCAAGUCUUCCAGGGGUUUCAGCUGAGAACAACUGGAUUGCUGAUAUUCCAUCUUGCUAUGCAAGUCACCGAAUGGUCAAUAAUAAACUAUAGUCGAGGCAAUUAACACGAUACGUUUUUCUUCAAUACACAUACUCCUGAGUUUCUCAGGGUUGAGAAAUGUAAUGUGUGAACCUGCAUAUAAUAGGCAUAAUUAGCAGCAAUUCCCAUGAUCAUGUUGUGUGAACUAGCCCUCAGCAUUCACUCUCAUUUGCCAUUAGAACAGAGGUGAUAAUCUUAAACUUAGGUAGGGCACAAUUGGGUUGACCCUUUAAAUCAUGGUUUAGAAAUGAGUUGUGUGCUCUUGCCACCUUCCAUCCUACUUUCACCGUGCUUGACUUCCUUUUAUUUCCUGUCUAGCAACUAGCCAUAAUGUGCCCUAAUGUCCAAAUGAUGCUAUCAAGUCAUGGUUAGUUCUUGCAAUCCAAGUAAGAACAAGAGCCAUGAUGGGCUUCUUGUUUUGCGUGCAAGAGUUUUUGGACACCCUGACAAAGAGUGAUUAGUGUUAAAUGGGAAACUGAAAGGGGAGUUGUAGGAGGGCACAAGACCGGCUUGGUAACAAUCAUUCAAGCCAGGAUUUAACCGAAUUAAACUUGAAUGUCUAUGUAAUAACUCUUGCCCAGUAGCUGCUGUGUACAUACUUGGACUUCACUGUAUACACAGAGCUCUACCCAGGCAGGAGCUGUUGCAUGUGCUUCAUUGUAUGGGAAAUUUCCAGCACAAAAUGAAUGGAGCUGCCCUCCUGCUGACCUCUGUAUUCUCAAUGGAGUCCUUUGGAUCAGGAUUACCAAGUAUGUUAAGACCUGUGGGUCUCAACCAUUUUAGGAUAUUGCUAGAGAAGAAAAAUAUUAGUAUGUUCCUGAUUGAGACUACUGACACCGUACCAAUUUGUUGACCAAGUUUGCUGCUUAAAAAACAAUCACAUUAUUGUUAAAUAUAAGUCAAGAGGGACAUGGAAAAUUGAAUUCACUUUUCCAUAUACUUUAUUUCAGGUGAGGGUUGAAUAAAAUAUUAUCAAUUUGACUGCCCUGUAAGGAGUUGUUCAUCAAGCCAUAAGGAAGAAUAAAGUAAAUUGGAUUCUUUUUGAAACAUUAUUCAAUGUUAUGACCAAUUUUGAGAGAGGUAUCAGAUAACAUUUGCACUAUUAGGAAUGCUAGCAUUUGUGCAGAAAGAAUGCCUUAUCUGUUUUGCUCCCCCACCAUGUUUAGGUUAAUAAGCUUUGUGAUAUUUUGAAUAACGCUGAACCAAAAAUUUAAAAAAAAUGAAAAGGAAGAAAAAAAUAGUGCUUUCCCCCAUCCUCUAAUUGCAAAAGUAGGGUAAAAUAUCAGUAUGACCAGCUGUAUAAGUUAGUUUAAUGCCAUACUUAGUACUUAACAAGUGAAGGAUCAUAAAUAAAACAGUAACCGUUACCUAUCACUGCAUUGUUUUUGUUGAUAUGGAAAUGAUCGAUGAUUUAUUGUUAAAUUUCACCUUUUCCUUAUGCAGACUGCCCAAGAAAUCGCUUUGAUUAUAAUUGGUGUACUACAUUAAAAUGUAGACUAAUAAACACUUUUACAAUACUGACUGGAAUGUUAUCUGUUAGGUUCUGGGCAUACACCAAUAUGAAUUGAACGAAAGAUUAUACAUGUCUCGUGUACAAACUUUAAUUAUUUUAAAAAUUUGAAAAAAUCCAUCAUUACAUUUGUAAACCUUGUACAGAGGAUUUUUCACUAUGUGCCUAGCUUUGGUGUCCAUUUGCUCAAGUCUAAAAACGAACAGGUGCAUGAUGACAAAACAGAUAGAAUCAGAUAUAAAAUAUAUGUAGAGAUGACUAUUUUAUAUUACAUGGCCCAAUCCUGUAUUUAUUUUCCUCCCCUUUUUGAAGUAUUUAUAAAGACCUAGUUGAAGAUGGCUGUAUUUUUUGUUAAAAUAUUUAGUAGAAUUGUGCCUUUGUCUGUAUGUGAAUAAAUGCUGUACAUUUUGCAAUACA
Messenger RNA from Eublepharis macularius, 6318 nucleotides. It is a transcript of the gene JADE1, whose product is annotated as jade family PHD finger 1. NCBI's taxonomy places the organism in Eukaryota, Metazoa, Chordata, Lepidosauria, Squamata, Eublepharidae. The coding region runs from base 82 to 2589 and encodes 835 amino acids. Gene Ontology annotation, biological process: regulation of transcription by RNA polymerase II. The record is from RefSeq and is a predicted model, not a curated record. The transcript has 11 exons. Gene Ontology annotation, cellular component: histone acetyltransferase complex.